AAUAAAAAUGGUCGAAAAUACAAACGAAUACUUUACCGAAGACUUAUUAUAAUCGCCAGUUCGGAAUGGUAAUUUUUGGUCUCCGAAUUUUUCAACGAGAUCUGAAAAACUCCAUCUGAGUAAUUUCCAUUCAUAUGAACCAUCGGAGUUUCGCAACAUAUUCCGGAACAAUACAGCUAACCUAUCACUUUAUCCAUCGUUAUACAUUAUUGAAAGAACUCUCUUAUAACUCGGAAUAUUUUGAAGAGGAGAAGACAUUAAAUAUGUUGAAAUUUCCGAAAUUAGUGGUGAAUCACGUAAAAGCGUUGGCAGCCCCUACUUUGCUGAGUAAUACAGAUUAUUUGUCGCAACAAACACGGAACACUUUUAUUCUUAAAAGAAGAUAUCCAGUUCCUCUUAAUCCAAAGAAAGGCAGACCGCAUCGCUUCAGGUCAAGACAUUUUAUUUAUGACCUUGUUGAAAAUACGGAUGUGAAGAGGAAGAAGCCGCUUGAUUUGAUUCUGACAGAAUAUGUCGCAGGACUUGGUAAUGCAGGUACUAGAGUAUCGAUGCAUCCAACCAUGGCAUAUCCAAAGCUUUUAUUGCCAAAAUUAGCGGAUUAUGCUACCCCGGAGAAUAUUGAAAAAUAUACUAAGUUAGCAGUGGAUCAACAGGACAAAACACCAUUUAGUUCUGCCACUGUAGAGAGAACGAUGAAAAUUUUGUCAACAAAGCGAAUAUCAAUUGUAAUGUCGAAGGAAGUACCAUGGACGUUAGAAAAGUGGCAUAUAAGAGCAAGUUUUCGCAAAGUCGGUAUCUUUGUGCCUGAAGAAACUAUAAUGAUGCCCCAAAAAGCAAUAUCUGGACCGAACCUGGAUAUAGAAGGAAAAGAAUUUUAUAUAACUAUCACAAUUAAUAAUCGCGAGCAGGUAAAGGUAAGAUGUAGUAUUCAUCAUUGGGCAAGUGAAUUGGCCGGACGAAUCAACGUUGUUGAUUUUUGGAAACUGCCGGCCGAGCCAAUAUUUCCUGAGGACAAACCAAUUUUAGACUCUCUUCCCUCCUUCUACACAGAAAGAAAAAGCAAAAAAAGUAAUGUUCGUUAAAUAUUAUAAUACAAAUUGUAUCAUA
Molecule: messenger RNA, 1107 nt
Organism: Nylanderia fulva
Lineage: Eukaryota; Metazoa; Arthropoda; Insecta; Hymenoptera; Formicidae
Gene: mRpL9
Product: mitochondrial ribosomal protein L9
Biological process (GO): translation
Cellular component (GO): ribosome
Molecular function (GO): structural constituent of ribosome
Source: RefSeq, a predicted model, not a curated record